This is a messenger RNA of Blastomyces dermatitidis ER-3, 2338 nucleotides long. Its product is annotated as ATP-dependent rRNA helicase RRP3. The transcript is spliced from 2 exons. Bases 311 to 1759 code for a protein of 482 amino acids. Gene Ontology annotation, molecular function: ATP binding; RNA helicase activity; nucleic acid binding. Lineage: Eukaryota; Fungi; Ascomycota; Eurotiomycetes; Onygenales; Ajellomycetaceae. The record is from RefSeq and is a predicted model, not a curated record.
GCAGAGGCACUUCUAGGAGUGACAUUGCUUGCAUUUGCAGCACGGAGGUGAGUCCGCUUCUUCAUGCGUCUUUUCGCCAUGACUAAAACUCGUUCUUUAAUGUAAUGUGACUAGAGCCCAGUUUGUUUGUGUUUCGAAAGAUAUAUUUCUUUUCGAAAUUCUGCUAGUCCGGAACAAUGAUUUUGCGGGAUAUCAAAAAAUAUUUUGUGCGGAGAAUCAACAAAACCGGCUUUUUUAAUAACCACCAGCGAGGAUUGGCUCUAGUUACAUAUAUCCGUAUUUAUCUAGGGAUUAUUAUUUAUUGUCCAAAAUGUCGGCUUUGAAGAAGCGGAAGCUGGCUCACGCAGCUCGGCCAGAUCCCACUGAGAGCGACCCCGAAUCCUCCAGUUCAGCAACCUCGCAACAAUCGCAAGCAUCAGGAGUCCAUGAACAAGAUGACAAAAUCCCACAGGAACAGCAAGAUGAGGCUGUGACGAAGUCUUUCAAAGAUCUAGGCAUUAUUGAUUCAUUAUGUGAAGCAUGUGAAACUUUAGGCUACAAAUCACCUACUCCCAUCCAAGCAGAGUCAAUCCCGCUCGCCCUCCAGGGGCGGGAUCUUAUCGGCCUGGCGGAGACGGGAAGCGGGAAGACGGCCGCAUUUGCCUUGCCAAUUCUACAAGCUCUAAUGGAGAAGCCACAAUCCCUAUUCGGUCUCAUACUGGCACCCACACGAGAACUAGCCUACCAAAUAUCAGGAGCCUUCGAGGCGCUUGGCUCUCUGAUCUCGGUCCGGUGCGCUGUCAUAGUUGGCGGAAUGGACAUGGUUCCUCAAGCAAUCGCGCUGGGGAAGAAACCUCACAUCGUCGUCGCGACACCAGGCCGUCUCCUUGACCACCUCGAAAACACUAAGGGCUUCUCCCUCCGCAACCUCAAAUAUCUCGUGAUGGACGAAGCCGACAGGCUCCUCGACCUCGACUUCGGCCCUAUACUCGACAAAAUCCUCAAAGUACUCCCUCGCGAACGCCGCACAUACCUCUUCUCCGCAACCAUGAGCUCAAAAGUCGAAUCCCUCCAGCGCGCCUCCCUCUCCAACCCUCUCCGCGUCUCCAUCUCCAGCAGCAAAUACCAAACCGUCUCCACCCUGCUCCAAAGUUACCUCUUCAUUCCCCACAAAUAUAAAGACCUCUACCUCGUCUAUCUCCUCAACGAAUACGCCGGCCAAUCCGCCAUCGUCUUCACACGGACCGUCAAUGAAACCCAACGCCUCGCUAUCCUACUCCGCGCUCUCGGCUUCGGCGCCAUCCCGCUCCACGGCCAGCUCUCCCAGUCCUCCCGCCUAGGCGCUCUUAGCAAAUUCCGCUCGCGCAGUCGCGAUAUCCUUGUCGCCACGGACGUCGCCGCGCGCGGCCUUGACAUCCCCUCCGUCGACGUGGUUCUCAACUUCGACCUACCCCCGGACAGCAAGACGUAUAUCCAUCGCGUAGGCCGGACCGCGCGAGCGGGCAAGAGCGGACAUGCCUUUAACAUUGUGACGCAGUACGACCUUGAGGUGUGGCUGCGGAUUGAAAAUGCGCUGGGCAAGAAAUUGGAGGAGUAUAAAGUUGAGAAAGAGGAGGUGAUGGUGCUGAGUGAUAGGGUGGGCGAGGCGCAGCGACAUGCGAUUACGGAGAUGAAGGAUUUACAUGAGAAGAGGGGGUCGAGGGGUGCUACAUUGAGGGGAAGAAGGCCGGCGAAGGGCGCCAAGAGAGGAAGGGAUGAUAUGGAUCGCGAGGAAGGGUAGGGAGUGUGAGAUUUAGAUUUAUGGUAAUCAUUAUAAUGAAAAUGAAUAUCCUAUGUGAUGCCUAUACAGUCUCUAUUCCUUGUUAUUGCUAGGUCAUUGUGUAGCUUUCCUUGUGUUCGAUAUCUUUUUGGUGGAGUAAUGCUUAAAAUUUCGAUUCGCAGGUGACCUAGACGAAAAAUCAACCUUGACUGGCCACAGGCGCAGUAUGGCUCGGUAAAAUUGAUGCCUGAGACUCCGUCUGGUUUAUUCCAUCUUCAAUUUUCGUUCUCAAUUUUUGUCUUGAAUCCUUUGUCAAAUGUUUUAUCUCCCGUAAGUAAAUAGCUCGACAACAGUAUGGGGGAAAAAAUGUCUGAAUAGGAGACAUGGAUUCAUCGAAUCCAGAGCGUUUGAAUUAAACCUAAUUAAAAUAAUCAAUUCGUCAGGGGUAGCUGUAGAUUAGGAGUCUGAUUUUAAGAUACAGAAGAAAAAAGAAAAGAAACGAAAAGAACAGUCGCCAUAAAUAUUCAAUCCAGGCCCCAAGACAUCCAAGAAUGUGCUGGGUAAUUUUUCCAGCAUUUCUCUCGAUUUCCUCAUGUCGAC